UGGAUUAAAAGGGUUCGAUGGGAAGAUAGAGCCACUAAAGACCGAUUCAUACCUUGCUUGUGAGUUAGAAAACUCUCCAUUAUUGCUGAUUCUACUACAGAGCGACGACUUGGAAGUGAGAAACUACAACAAAAUUGCAAGUUGUGGUAUAAAUAUUAGUAAUUAAUCCUUGUCAUUAUUGGGAUCUUACUAUAUUGAAAUUCAAGUUGUGAGGGUGUUCAACUACAUAGACGACUUGGACUCCUUCACAAAAAUUACCAACAAACUCCAAGAUCUUAACAUCCGAGUUCUUCUUAAUCGUUGAAUCUCUCUUUUGUCUGUCAAGUACACGAUGGAUGGUGGUAUCUCAAAAGCAACCGAAUUCCUGGUGGACAAAAUCUGUAGCUGCUUUUGUCUCGAAGUCAACCAUAUUUGUAGUCUCGACAAGAAUCUGGAGGCUCUGGAAAAUAACUUGGGAAUACUCAAGGCAAGGCGAGAUGAUGUGUCGGGAGAGGUGGAGAGGGUCGAGGACACAGGACUACUACAAAGGCUUAAAGGAGUUCAGGUAUGGCUUAAGGCUGUCGAGACCAUUGAGAAACAGGCCCUUGAAAUUAAAACGCAAAUGGCUUGUACUAGUGAACUUCAAGGGUUGUCUCUUUUUUGUGUCGUUCGCUCAAAGAAAUUAGUAUCAAGGUUCCGUUACGGGAAAGAGGUUUUCUCGAUGUUGGGAGAUGUUGAAGAGCUCCAGAAACGAGAUUUAACUAAAGAUUUCAAUGCGGUGGCUGUGCCACCUAUGAGAGAUGUUGGGGAGCAAAGGGAUCUUCAACAAAUCAUUGUUGGUCAGGAAACAAUACUCGAAAGUGCAUGGAACCAUCUCAUGGAUGAGGGAACCCAGAUUAUGGGUAUAUAUGGCAUGGGCGGAGUAGGAAAAACAACUCUUCUCGACCAAAUCAACAAUAAGUUUUGUGGCGCAAAUGGGUUUGACAAAGUGAUUUGGGUUGUGGUUUCUAAGGAUAAACGGAACGAGAAGAUUCAAGAUGAGAUUGCUGAGAAACUAGGCAUGUCUAUAGGGGAGACGUGGAACAGAAAAACGGAAGAACAAAAAGCCUCUAAAAUAAAAGAAAUCAUGAAGAAGAAGCGUUUUGUGUUGCUAUUGGAUGACAUUUGGAGCAAAGUGGAACUAAAAGAUCAUGUCGGAGUUCCAUUACCGACCAGGGAAAACAAAUGCAAGAUUGUGUUCACCACUCGUUUAAGGGAAGUGUGUGUACGCAUGGGGGUUUUGGACCCGAUCGAAGUCGGUUGUCUGGACGCCGACAAAGCCUGGGAUUUGUUCAAAGAGAGAGUCGGGGAAAACACACUGAGAAGUCACCGUGACAUUCCCGAACUCGCAAGAAAAGUCGCAGGAAAAUGCCAUGGCCUACCACUAGCGCUGAAUGUAAUUGGUGAGACCAUGUCAUUCCAGAACACAAUACAAGAAUGGCGUCAUGCAAUCAAAACUUUGACUUCAUCUGCUGCACAAUUUUCUGGAAUGGAUGACAUGAUUCUUCCAAUCUUGAAAUAUAGCUACGACAGCCUCAAGAAAGAGCAUGAGAAGAAGUGUUUCCUAUAUUGCUCUCUGUUUCCAGAAGAUUUUAAUAUCAGAAAAGAUACGUUGAUUGAGUAUUGGAUCUGUGAGGGUUUCAUACAAGAAAAACAGGGUAGAGAAAAUGCAUUCGACGAAGGUCAUGCCAUCCUCAGUACUCUUGUCCGUGCCUGUUUACUGGUGGAAGAAGAAUCAACCUAUAAAGUGAGAAUGCAUGAUGUUAUGCGUGAGCUGGCUCUUUGGAUAGAAUCUGAUCUUGGGAAGCAUAAAGGGAGACUUGUUGUGAAAGCCGGAGUUGGUUUACGUGAGAUACCGGAAGUCGAGAAUUGGAGAUCUCUGAGAAGGCUGUCACUGAUGAACAAUGAGAUUGCACAUGUCUCCGAAAGUCCGGACUGUCCUGAACUUACCACUCUGCUUCUACAAGAAAACAAGCUGGCAAGCAUCUCAAGCGAAUUCUUUAAGCGUAUGCCUAGGCUACUCGUUUUGGAUCUAUCGGAAAAUAGCUGGUUCAAUGGAUUGCCGGAGAAAAUAUCAGAGUUGGUCGCUUUGAGGUAUCUUAACUUGUCAGGCUCACAAAUAGAGCGACUGCCUAUUGGUUUACAGGAGUCGUCGAAAAUGCUGAUAUAUCUGAAUUUGGAAUCCACGAGGAGACUUGGUAGUAUAUCGGGGAUAUCAAAAUUUUCGAGGUUGAGGAGAUUGGGACUAUGGAACUCCACCGUGUUGAUAGAUGUGAGCUUAUUGAAAGAGUUGCAGCUCUUGAAGGAUCUAGAAGUUGUUACCAUAGAUAUAAGGUCAAGUUUGGUUGCAAAGCAAUUGUCGUCUUUUGACAGGGUGGUGAAAUGUAUUCAGAUGUUAGAUAUCAAAGACCUUGAGAAAGAAUCAGUCGAAAUAUUGACUUUGCCGACUAUGGAUAAGCUUCGUUACCUCGACAUAGAAAAAUGUGGAAUGACGGAGAUAAAGACAGUGGGAGCAACUUCAUCAUGGAACAAAAGUCCCACGACUCCAUCCUUCCUCAAACUUUCUACCGUGUCUAUAAGUAAAUGCAACGGUCUGAAGGAUUUGACGUGGCUGUUGUUCGCUCCAAACCUUACUAUUCUUAACGUUGGUCACUCAGUGCAACUAGAGUAUAUAAUAAGCGAAGAGAAAGCUGUCACAGAGAAGGAGGCAGGUACCAACAUUCCUUUUGGAAACUUGGAACACUUCAGCUUCUAUAAUGUACCGAUGUUGAAGAGCAUUUAUUGGAGUUGUCUCCCAUUUCCAUGUUUGAGAGGAAUUAGGGUAGCAGGGUGUUCAAACCUGAAAAAGCUUCCAUUGGGUUCUAAUAGUGUUGCCAAGGUUGAAGGAUUUACUAUCCAAUGCAUAGAGAGACAUUGGAUCAACGGUAUUGAAUGGGAGGACGAAGCCACGAAACUCCGUUUCCAAUCUUCCUUCAUCUAAAGCCCAUACAGUUUUCUCAAUCUAUGUCUCUACUGUCACAUUCUUCUGCUUCUCGCUUUGCAUCUUCUUUCGAAAAUUGGUGUGAUUACUCGAAUUUUAUUAAAACGUAUUUAUGUAUUAUAAUGUUGUUUAUUGUUA
Molecule: messenger RNA, 3136 nt
Organism: Eutrema salsugineum
Lineage: Eukaryota; Viridiplantae; Streptophyta; Magnoliopsida; Brassicales; Brassicaceae
Product: disease resistance protein RPS5
Exons: 2
Coding region: 332-2998 (888 amino acids)
Biological process (GO): base-excision repair
Molecular function (GO): DNA N-glycosylase activity; DNA-(apurinic or apyrimidinic site) endonuclease activity; ADP binding
Source: RefSeq, a predicted model, not a curated record